Molecule: messenger RNA, 1468 nt
Organism: Melopsittacus undulatus (budgerigar)
Lineage: Eukaryota; Metazoa; Chordata; Aves; Psittaciformes; Psittaculidae
Gene: RHCG
Product: Rh family C glycoprotein
Exons: 10
Coding region: 13-1416 (467 amino acids)
Biological process (GO): ammonium transmembrane transport; ammonium homeostasis
Cellular component (GO): basolateral plasma membrane; plasma membrane; apical plasma membrane
Molecular function (GO): ammonium channel activity
Source: RefSeq, a predicted model, not a curated record
GGAUCCCUGCGGAUGGAGAGGCCGAGGCACCAGGGCAUGGCGAAGAACACAUACAUGCGCUGGCGGCUCCCGCUCGUGUGCCUCCUCUGCGAGGUGGCCAUGAUCGUCCUCUUCGGGGUCUUUGUGCGCUUCGGCCCCGAAGCUGAUGCACACUGGGAGGAAGAGAAGCAGAAGAAGAACAUAACCAGUGACAUAGAGAAUGAUUUCUACUUCCGAUACCCAUCUUUCCAGGAUGUCCAUGUGAUGAUCUUUGUGGGCUUUGGCUUCCUCAUGAUGUUCCUCAAGCGUUAUGGAUUCGGAGCUGUGGGCUUCAACUUCCUCCUUGCUGCCUUUGGGAUCCAGUGGGCUCUCCUGAUGCAAGGCUGGUUCCACUCUUUUGAGAAUGGGAAGAUCCUCAUUGGAGUGGAGAACCUGAUCAAUGCUGAUUUCUGUGUGGGCUCUGUGUGCAUUGCCUUUGGGGCCAUCCUGGGCAAAACCAGCCCCAUACAGCUCCUUAUCAUGACUCUGUUUCAAGUCACGCUCUUCGCAGUGAAUGAGUACAUCCUCCUCAACCUGCUCCAUGUUAAGGACGCAGGUGGCUCCAUGACCAUUCACACCUUCGGAGCUUACUUCGGUCUCACAGUGACACGCAUCCUGUACAGACCCAACCUGGAGCAGAGUAAGGACAAGCAGGGCUCUGUGUACCACUCUGACCUCUUCGCUAUGAUCGGAACCCUGUAUCUAUGGAUGUACUGGCCCAGUUUUAACUCAGCAGUAUCUGAGCAUGGGGACGCCCAGCACCGGGCUGCCAUUAACACGUACUGCUCACUGGCUGCUUGUGUCCUCACCACAAUGGCCUUCUCCAGCAUGCUGCAGAAGAAAGGCAAGCUUGACAUGGUCCACAUCCAGAAUGCAACACUGGCGGGCGGCGUGGCCGUGGGCACCAGUGCGGAGAUGAUGCUGACCCCAUACGGUGCCCUCAUUGUUGGGUUCAUCUCUGGGAUUGUGUCCACGGUGGGGUAUGUCUACCUCACGCCCUUUUUGGAGUCCAGGUUGCACAUCCAGGACACGUGUGGCAUCCACAACCUCCACGCCAUGCCAGGCCUUAUUGGAGGCAUUGUGGGGGCCAUCACUGCAGCCGCAGCCACAGAGGAUGUGUAUGGAAAGGAAGGGUUCAUCAAGGCCUUUGACUUCACCGGCCCCUACCAGGCACGCACACCCGGUGUCCAAGGCGGGUUCCAGGCGGCCGGCAUCGUGGUGUCUCUGCUGAUGGCCUUUGCCGGGGGUGCCCUUGUGGGGGCCAUCCUGAAGCUGCCCAUCUGGGGCGAUGCCUCGGACGAGAACUGCUUCGAGGACGACAUUUACUGGGAGGUGCCGGAGGACGAGGAGAGCGAUGUGUACCACAUGCACAACCCCGACAAACCCGCCUCGCCAUGAGGCACGGCCGCUGCCCCACAGCGACAGGGACCCGGGGCCUGCUCUGGCGGGC